AGACUUAUACUCGAAUGGACAAGAUGACGCAGGCGUACCUUCGAACUUUGCGCUUCGGUCUCGGUCAUUCUAAGGAGUGUCCAUCGAGGCAGGCGACUGAUGCGGUCAUUGCGCGCACGGCCGAUGCCGCAUCAUGCGCUCGGACGGCCGGUGCACGGACAGUGACCGCAAGAUCAGACUCUUGUGAGCAAAGAGGCGAGAUGAUCUGGUGACACACAUGCCUAGAUCGCAACGCAUGUCAGACAGACCGAUAGUAUCGCAGAAAGGGCAGCUAGACGAAUCUCUAGAAUUUGACGACCACAAUGGAACAAGAGAUGAGCUACAGUGGGCUGGGCAUCUGUUGGCAAGGCGAGCCCCAGACUGCGCGCGGCGGCGCGUACGACCAAUUGGCCGAGCCAACAACUGCAAGACAAACGUCUGGCGAUACGGUGCGGACACGGCAGAGCUUGACACACAGCGUCGCCGUUGACGAAUACAGCUGGUCCUCGUCAGUGCAUGGACCUGAUUCGACCUGGACAGCUAGAUACCCGCAGAGCAUUCUUGUCAACGACGCCCAAACCCGUUCACACUCUUCACAGGGCGUCUUGACGAGCUCGGCUGAUCUAUAUAGCUCGCGACAAACAGCACAAGAUAGACUCGCUAGAUCGCUGUCACCCCCGCACGGCCACUCAGCAGACCGAUCGCUCUCUGCCCACCUCGGAUUAGACAGACAUCGCCCUUCGCUCGUCCUGAGACAAUUCUCGACUCAGUCCUCAGACUGGUCCGUCAGCUCUGACUUUUGGUCCUCAGACGACGGAGAGCAGACUUUGCUCGAACGUAACGACAGUGAAGCGGACGACUGCGAUUGGACGGACAGUGAGUCGGGUAUCGAGGGCUUCUACCUCGAUCCUCUCGAGCGAUUGGCCAUCAUGCAGGACUGCACGUCGCCCCAGUCCUACUCGAGCAGCCUGAGCUCGGCUACCUCGACAUCUCUCGGGUCGCGUGCACCGCCGUCUCAGCAGAACUGCGCGUCGAGUGGCCGUCAGACAUCGAGUCAACUGACGGCUCAGGUACGAUCUCAGUCUCAAUCCACGACGACUGACGAUGACGCUGGCUUUGUGCAACCCAUGGCCAUCAACGCGAGAUCCUAUUUCCAGGACGACGGCAGUCACCAACUGACCUCACAGCCUACAACGCAGCACCGCGCCAAGAAGCAGACACAUCUGAAAGAUGCUCAGCAUGUGCCCGAAGGGCCGAGUGAUGACGAUAGAACCUCAGGCUCAGCGGCGGGCGGUGCAUACUUGCAGGACGAUCUCUCACAGCUCUCACCUCAGACGAUAGAAAGCGCUUCUCUGCCUACCUCGCCAGAUCAACAGAACGGUGGCUAUCCGGCUCAGAUGCAGCAGUCUCCUCAGUCGAACAUGUCUGCUUUUCCGCCAUACUAUCGCGGAGAGGCUCACGUAUCGUCCAUGCACGGAUUACUACUGCAAGGCCUCAAUCAGCAAUUGUCAUCGCCCAUGUAUCGGCCCUCUCAUAAUGACUCGCAGCAUGUAGGCGAGUACAAUGACCCGCCUCUCAGUCAGGAACGCUUCAUGCCGCCGCCCAUGCCAAUGAGACCGAUGCCUCCAUCGUAUGCCUCUUUCCCGCCAGGCAUGCCGAUGGACUACCGCAACAGUAUGGACAUGACGCCCAUGAUGCCCUACAAUGGCCAGUUCAGAGCAAUGUCGUCAGCUUACACGCCUAUGCCAUCGGCCAUGCACUCUCGCGCGCCGUCAUAUGGCUCAGGCAUGCCCUUCCCGCCUCCUUCUCAAUCCAUGCCACCGCCUGCGCCACCCUUGAGUCGCUCCGUCUCAAUGUACGAUUUGCGCAGCUACUCCAACACUGGCGAGCAGAUGCAUUCGAGCUCGAUGGCGCCGUGGCCUGUUGCCAGCUUACAGCCUCACGAGUCUACGUUCAAGCGCGAAGAGACAGACUACAUGUUUGCUCUGCGCACUGCUGCGCCUGCCAAGAAUACCAGACGUCAGUACGAUCUCAUGCGAAACGGCAUGGGCAGUAGUAGCAUGGGCAUGACUGCACACCCCAUGUACACCAAUGGCUCGCCCUUUGAUCGCUACCCGACCGAGCCUCAUUAUGCGGAUGCCGAGGAGGAUCAGAUCAGCAUAUCUCGAUCGUCUCAGGGCACUUCUCGCUCGCGAUCGGUCUCGAAAAGCUUCACGAUGCCAGAUGCCGAUACGCUCAGAGGUAUGCCAACAAAGCGUUCGAGAGGCCGUCGCCCUCCACUCUCGCCUGAUCUGGGCAUCGCUGUCGGCAUCGAAGAUCCGAAUGCUUCACCGACGCUGCAACAGAUUCAGUAUGUCGGCUUGACAAAGACGGGUCGUCCUCGCAAGAUCUUCAUGUGCAAAGUACCAGACUGCAAUAAGUGCUUCAAGCGAAGUGAGCAUCUCAAGCGCCACAUUCGCUCAAUCCACACUUCUGAAAAGCCUUACGAAUGUGAAUGGCCCGGAUGCUCCAAAUCCUUCAGUCGGCAGGAUAACCGCGCGCAGCACAUGCGCGUCCAUCGCAACGAACCGCGCAAUCGCUACAAGUCGUCCAGCAGGCGCAAUUCAGAGGACAUCUCACUUUCGAGCAGCGAGCUCUCUGAAGUCGACUAAUUUGAGCGCGCUACUCGCCUCCUUACGAACGAACGGAAAUCGGCGUCCACGACUAGAAACGAUCUCUAUCCUACGACUUGAUGAUGAAGCAAUGAUGAUGCAACGUACAUACGAUGGAAUCAAGAAACGAC
Molecule: messenger RNA, 2761 nt
Organism: Mixia osmundae IAM 14324
Lineage: Eukaryota; Fungi; Basidiomycota; Mixiomycetes; Mixiales; Mixiaceae
Exons: 4
Coding region: 303-2630 (775 amino acids)
Biological process (GO): regulation of transcription by RNA polymerase II
Cellular component (GO): nucleus
Molecular function (GO): RNA polymerase II cis-regulatory region sequence-specific DNA binding; DNA-binding transcription factor activity, RNA polymerase II-specific
Source: RefSeq, a predicted model, not a curated record